Molecule: messenger RNA, 3423 nt
Organism: Zygotorulaspora mrakii
Lineage: Eukaryota; Fungi; Ascomycota; Saccharomycetes; Saccharomycetales; Saccharomycetaceae
Gene: PRP22
Product: DEAH-box ATP-dependent RNA helicase PRP22
Exons: 1
Coding region: 1-3423 (1140 amino acids)
Biological process (GO): spliceosomal complex disassembly
Cellular component (GO): catalytic step 2 spliceosome; intracellular anatomical structure
Molecular function (GO): ATP binding; RNA binding
Source: RefSeq, a predicted model, not a curated record
AUGUCUCAUAUUGAUCCUGAGCUUCUUCGGAUUAUAGGUACUGAUGACAACACAGUUUUGGACUUUCUGUCGAACAUCAAGAAAUCAUCGGGCGAUGUGAACGAUUUUAAGGAACGGAUUGAUAAACUCGAUGUGAUCCUAACGCCGGAAGAUGCCAAAACCGCUUAUUUAUUGCUUCCAGUUGAAAAAGAUUCGAAGGAAUUUGAUCCUCGUAGUGAGGUCUCUUGCCUUUUAAAACAAAGUUUGGGCAUAGAUGAUUAUGUUGUUGUAGAUUUUAUCCUAAACAAGGCUAAAGAAUGCAAAAGAUCAGAUAAAUUUGCUGAGAAUUUAGAUGAGCUGGGGUGUGGAAUCAAUAAGGAACUUGCUGAGCAAAUCUUCUCUAUUUUGGGCACGUCACCAGGUGAAAGCACAAAGGCAAAGUCUUUGCAACACAUGACAGUUGGUGAAAGUACGGCACAUGGGCUCACGCUCCCAAACAAGAAGAUAAAAUGGGAGGAACUUAGUGACACGAAGGACCUUUUACCCUCAGACAAUUUGAAGCAACAGCUUUUGGAUCCGGCACCUGUUAUGGGUAAAACAUACGAAGGUACAGUUAAAAAUGUAGCUUCUUUCGGUUGCUUUGUUCAGAUAUGUGGCACAGAGGAAAAAAACUGUACGGGUCUAGUUCAUAUAUCUGCGCUAUCUGAUACAAGGGUGAGAAACCCUAAUGAUAUUGUGCAGGUGGGGCAGAAGGUUUUUGUGAAAGUAGUAAAGCUCCAAAUGAACGGUAAGGUAUCAUUGAGUAUGAAGAAUAUUAACCAAUUAACUGGUGAAGAAGAGGGCAGUGGCGCGAAUAAUACUCCUAUUGGGAUAAGAGGUAGAUCCUCCAAAGCUCAAGAAGUAGUUACGGAAAGGAGACCCUUGACGUCUCCUGAAAGGUGGGAAAUUAGACAACUUAUAGCUAGUGGAGCUGCUUCAGUAGAAGAAUACCCAGAAUUGAAUCAUAAAUCAAGUGAUGAAACCAAUUCGUAUACCGAUGGACAAAAAGAAGAGGGUAAAGACAACAGCUUAAUGGAAGAUCUCGAGGUUGAAUUGAAUUUAGAUGAUGAGCCGAAAUUCCUGCGGGGACAGCUGGAUAAUGGACCAAAAAAGUAUGAACCUCCAAAAAUAGUAAGGGUACCGAAAGGCUCUAUGAACAGGGUAGCCAUGAACGGGUCCAAUCUUAUGAAGGAACAUAGGGAAAAUAAGAUGCUAAGGAAAAAGGAAAUCGAGCAGCAAAUAAGGAAAAAACAAGCUAUGGGAGAGCUGGGUGAUAAUCCUGAGGAUAGGAAAGUUGAUUUAUCUGACCUCCGACAGCAACUAGUCAUUACAGCAUGGGAAAGGAACAGAAUGAGGGAACCAAUAGCGUUUGGUAGGAAAACUUCAAUGCCUAUUAGUUCACAAAGAAAAUCCCUACCUGUAUACCAGAUGAAGGACGCAUUAAUGAAGGCCGUUAGAGAAAACCAAUUUCUCAUUAUAGUGGGGGAGACUGGUUCAGGUAAGACUACUCAAAUCACUCAGUAUCUCAAUGAUGAAGGCUUCAGUGACGGUGGAAUAAUUGGAUGCACACAACCGCGUAGGGUUGCUGCCGUAUCUGUAUCAAAAAGGGUCGCUGAGGAAAUUGGCUGUAAAUUGGGUGAUGAGGUCGGAUACACUAUAAGGUUUGAAGAUAUGACGUCUGCGAAAACCAGGAUAAAAUACAUGACAGAUGGUAUGCUUCAAAGAGAGGCGUUACUGGAUCCCACCAUGUCAAAAUAUUCAGUGAUUAUGCUGGACGAAGCUCAUGAGAGGACAGUAGCAACGGAUGUUCUUUUCGCACUGCUCAAACAAGCAGCUAAAAAAAGGCCUGACCUUAAAGUGAUUGUAACGUCUGCUACUCUGGAUUCUGCAAAAUUCUCCGAGUACUUUUGCGGCUGUCCUGUAAUCAACAUUCCCGGUAAAACAUUCCCUGUUGAAGUAUUAUACUCGCAAACACCUCAAAUGGACUAUAUAGAGUCCGCUUUGGAUACUGUUGUUGAAAUUCAUGUAAAUGAAGGUCCUGGUGAUAUUCUUGUGUUUCUGACAGGGCAAGAUGAAAUUGAUUCAUGCUGUGAAGUACUAUAUCAGAGAGUGAAAACUUUGGGAGAUAGCAUAGGGGAACUCUUGAUUUUACCCGUCUAUUCUGCUUUACCCAGUGAAAUCCAGUCUAAAAUUUUUGAGCCUACCCCAGAAGGCUCUAGAAAGGUCGUUUUUGCGACCAAUAUCGCAGAGACGUCUAUUACUAUCAAUGGUAUUUAUUACGUCAUUGAUCCAGGUUUUGCAAAAGUGAAUACAUUCAAUCCAAGAGUGGGCAUGGAGCAACUAGUCGUGUCUCCGAUAUCACAAGCGCAAGCCAACCAAAGGAAAGGUAGGGCAGGCAGAACAGGACCCGGAAAAUGUUAUAGGUUGUAUACGGAGUCCGCAUUCUACAACGAAAUGUUGCCAAAUACCAUACCGGAAAUUCAACGACAAAACUUAUCUUUAACCAUUUUGAUGCUUAAAGCUAUGGGUAUUAACGACCUGAUUCAUUUUGAAUUCAUGGAUCCGCCGCCCAAGAAUCUUUUAAUGAAAGCUCUGGAAGAACUUUUCAACUUGCAAGCUUUGGAUGAUGACGGACUUUUGACAAAGUUAGGAAUGCGAAUGUCCCAGUUUCCAAUGGAGCCGACACUAGCAAGGGCACUUCUAGCAUCAGUAACAAACAAUUGUUCUGAAGAUAUCAUCAUUGUUAUAUCAAUGCUUUCUGUACAAAAUGUAUUUUACAGACCAAAGGGUAAAGAGCAGGAAGCAGAUAACAAGAAGGCAAGAUUUCAUCAUCCAUAUGGUGAUCAUUUAACACUAUUGAAUGUGUAUAAGCGCUGGCAGCAAGCCAAUUGUACCGAGCAAUUUUGCACUCUGAAUUUUUUACAGUCCAGGCAUUUGAAACGUGCCAGAGAUGUAAGGAAUCAGUUGAUGGCAAUCUUCAGCAGAUUUAAACUACCCAUAGUUAGCUGUCAUGGUGACCCGAGUAUAAUCCGAGAAACUCUGGUUUCCGGUUUUUUCUUCAAUGCGGCUAAGAGGGACUCCCAGGUUGGCUAUAAAACGCUAACAGGUGGGACAGCAGUGGGAAUCCAUCCUUCAAGUUCGUUAUACGGCAAAGAAUAUGAAUACGUGAUGUAUCACAGUUUAGUGCUGACGAGUAGAGAGUAUAUGUCUCAAGUCACAGCUAUCGAUCCAAAGUGGCUGAUCAAGGCAGCGCCCCAUUUCUAUAAAAUCACUGAUGAAGAGAGCCAAUCAAGAAAAAAAGCCAAGAUUGUUCCAUUGCAUAACAGGUACUCAAAGGAUCAAAAUUCUUGGAAAUUGAGUUCUAUUAGGCAAUCUCGAGAGAAAGCACUGGGAAUCAAAAGGUAG